Eublepharis macularius is the source of this 2001-nucleotide messenger RNA. RefSeq names its product protein-arginine deiminase type-3-like. The coding region runs from base 1 to 2001 and encodes 666 amino acids. The transcript has 16 exons. Gene Ontology annotation, molecular function: calcium ion binding; protein-arginine deiminase activity. NCBI's taxonomy places the organism in Eukaryota, Metazoa, Chordata, Lepidosauria, Squamata, Eublepharidae. The record is from RefSeq and is a predicted model, not a curated record. Gene Ontology annotation, cellular component: cytoplasm.
AUGUCUCAGCAAAGAUGGGUUCGACUUUCAACAGAGAAACCAACGAGCGCCGUGUACGUGCUGGGCUCAGAAAUCUCCCUUGAUGUCUGUGGGUCUGCCCCUGCAGGUGCCUAUGCGUUCCAGGUUCAGAAGACGCUGGGCGUGAACUACGUUGUCCGUGAUACAAACAUUUCGCAGGUGCCUUCGAGGGUACCCAGGUGGCCCCUGGACAUCAGAGUGGAGGUGGUUGUGACCAUGAAUAAAUCCAGCCGGAGAGUCAACGAGGGCAAGGUGACAAUUUCAUACUACAAGGCCAAUGAGGAGACGCCCAUGGCCAAGGCUGUGCUCCUGCUCACUUGCGUAGAGAUUUCCCUGGAUGCAGAUUCAAGCCGCUCAGGAACCGUGACAAAGAAAGUUGAAAAUAAGAAAGAGUGGACAUGGGGCCCGGAAGGCAGUGGAGCAAUCCUCUUGGUGAACAGCGACAGAGAACGCCUCGGAGCAAAGGACAUGGACAACCAGGAUGAAAAAGUGGGAUCGGAAAAAGACCUCAAAGAUAUGUCCAUUAUGAUUUUGACAACCCGUGGACCUGACAACAUUUUUGAGAAGUACCAACUAGUUCUCCACGUCUCAGCAUCUGAAAAUGAUAAAGUGAGGGUCUUCCAUGCUCAAGAUGGAAAGCCAGUGAGCCAAUACCCGGCAGUCCUGGGGCCAAAGAAUGCCUCCUACGAGGUGAAGGGUAAUAGAAACCAAGAGGCAGUUUUCUAUGUGGAAGGGCUGGCCUUUCCAGAUGCCAACUUCUCGGGCCUGGUGUCCUUCCAUGUCACACUGCUGGAGAACCCACCUGAGAAAUUUCCCGCGCCUCCCAUUUUCAGUGACACUGUGGUUUUCCGGAUUGCUCCCUGGAUAAUGACCCCCAACACCUUGCAACCGAGAACAGUUUAUGUCUGCAGGGAGAGGAAGAACACGGACUUUGUGGAUGCUAUGAAGGAACUUGCAAGCAGGACUGGCUGCGCUCUGAUCAUCUGUGAAGGAGAAAAAAACCAGGGAGAUCGCUGGAUCCAGGAUGAGAUGGAGAUUGGCUACGUGCAAGCUCCCCACGAAUGGUUCCCUGUGGUCUUUGACUCCCCCAGAAAUGGAAUGCUGAAGGAUUUCCCGUUUAAAGAUGUUUUGGGCCCAGAUUUUGGUUAUGUGAAACUAGAGCAAGGUGAUGAGACACCCUCUGAACUGGACUGCUUUGGGAACCUUGAGGUCAGCCCCCCGGUGACUGUCAGGGGCAAGCAAUAUCCCCUGGGGAGAAUUCUCAUUGGGAGCUACAUCUCCAGGAAAGAAAACAGACAGAUGUUCAAGUUUGUCCGGGACUUCCUCUAUGCCCAGAAAGUGCAGUCUCCAGUGGAGCUGGAUUCUGACUGGCUGGCGGUGGGGCAUGUGGAUGAGUUCUUGGCCUUUGUUCCAGCUCCUGAUAGAAAGGGUUUCCGGCUGCUCCUGGCCAGCCCCAGCGCCUGCUACAAACUGCUGAAGGAGAAGGAACAGGAGGGCUACGGAGACGCUCUCAUGUUUGAAGGGAAAUUGGACACUUGCGAUCAGGUCAAAAUAAAAUGUAUCCUGAAUGAUCAAGAACUGAGGAGCAGCAAUGAAUAUUUCCAGAAAAGCAUUGACUGGAACAGAGACACCCUCAAAAGGGAGUUGGGACUGACUGAAGAAGACAUCAUUGACAUCCCCCAGUUGUUUAAGCCAGCAACACUUGAAAUUGUUGCUGGCAAAGCUAUCGCUUACUUCCCUGACCUGGUGAACAUGCUGGUUCUGGAGAGACACUUGGGCAUCCCUAAACCCUUUGGGCCCAUUGUCAACAAGGAGUGCUGCUUGGAAAGGGAAGUCCGGCGGCUACUGGAGCCACUGGGCUUGUCCUGCACCUUCAUUGACGACUAUAAAACCUAUCACCGGAUGUAUGGCGAAAUCCAUUGCGGCACCAACGUCUGUCGGAAGCCUUUCUCCUUCAAGUGGUGGAACAUGACGAUGCCUUGA